AUGUCUUCAAGCCCCACGGUGGAAGCGGCCGUGGUGGCGCAGUUGACGAUGAUGCCAGUGCGAGGGACGGAGUCGGUGGGCGCAUGGAGUGACGCUGCGCCGCCGUCAAAAGCCCUGUUAAAUUGUCACCACACUGUCGUGGGGGAGCGGGGGGAGUUGACGGGCUCAAAAACGCCGGGGAACGGCGAAAAGCCUUUUAGCAUGAACGCCAGCACCGGCAGUGACUACCUCGAUCCCGGCAAGACCGUGCAGCGCCCGCAGCACGGUCUUGUGGAUGGCGUCUUGCCGAACCACCCCGCCACCCCGCAGGAUAGCACCCUGUCGCCAGUGUUGUGGCGCCACAACCCCUACGGCGUCUCCCCCUGCUCCCCUAUGACGCUCGUACCCAGUACCACUCAUCGCCAGAGUCCGUGUCUGAGCACGCAUUCCAGAAAGGGUAGCACAACCGCGAACGACGCCACCGAUGGCUCAGCCACCAAUGACGACAUUACGGAUGCGCCCUCCAUCAAGGUCUGCACGCGUAGCGCCAUCAACGUGAUGGGAAACGGAAAGCAUGGCCGCCAGAAGAGUUAUUGUACGACCACUCCAGAUGCUUCGGUUCACAACGGUUUACUUUGCGAUGGAGAGGCGCGGUACGAUGAAGAACUUGUCAUGUGCAUGUCUCGUUCCACAGCGCCCUCUAGAAGUGAUGAUCUCUUAGUGGAGCCCCAGCCCCAACUGCAGCAUUUGCAGCAUCACCAUGGGUCGGUUGGUGGUCGUACUCAUUGGCGCAACGUACACCUUGGACCGAGGCUCACUCGGGCGAAUAGUAUGCAACACGCUGGACGGAUUUCUGGGUUAGGGCACACAUCUGACGCCUAUGCGGCGCCCGUUCUUUCCAGGUCUUUGACGAGUGCACAGCCAAAUCAUCAUUACUUCGAUGUACACCCGCCGCAGUACAUGUCCGAGGUGGAUCCUCGCACCUACUCACACCAUUCGGGCCAAUCCUCUACCACGGUGAGCGGGAGCUUCGCUGGGGUGCAGGAUAUUCUGGCACUAUCCCGCUCACCAAACGGACACAACUUUCCGCUUCUAGAGGAUGCUGCCACGUACCGACCCUUCUGCAGUUCUGAGACGGACCCAGAGCUUGCCGUUUCACAGCGAUCAACGAUGGACCACUUCUCGGCGCACAUGUCGUUUACAGGUGAUUUUUUCACGCACUCUUCCAAUUUACCUCAGCAUAGCGCGAGUGGUACGAAUGCUACCCCUUUUAAGUUUUGGGGUCUCGGGGAGGUGCGGUCUGCCACUCCCCAGAGCAAAGAGGCGCUGAAUGACCACGACAUCACUGGUAACUCCAGACUGAUUUGCUUUGAUGAUGAUGAUGAAAUUGAGGCGUACAACGUCACGCUGCGCCCGAAUGAGGUGAAUGCGUCGCUGAAUUUGGCCGAGCUUGACGACGUGAAAGUGGAAGCACCGAGUGAGGAUCUACGAUCUCUUUCCCGGUCCACCGCAACGGAGUCGGCCAUGUCAACAGGUGAUGGUCUGGCGGCGACGGAAGGGGCGGACGAUAACCCAAGCCUGCAAGCCACCACAACAACGACGCACGAGACCAUGGCGGGCCAGCCGCCGCCGCUGCCAGAAUCCCAGCAGACGAAUGCACGGCAAACAAUUGACUGGGCUUUGCUGGAACAGCUUAUGCUGGCGGACCCAAGCAAGGAGGUGAUGUGUUUCCCAGGCUGCACCUUCUCUGUUUACGACUCUGGCAUUCAUAACCAUUACCUCAUUGAAAGCACGGAAAUUGUGGUGACGCAUGGGUCGUUAGAGUAUCUAAAAAUGAAUGAAUCUCACGGGACACAGUCGCGGUUUCGGUUUCAGUUAUGCAAGCGCUAUCUGAACCGACGCUGCACCCGCGGGACAAAUUGCCCAUACAUCCACACCCACUCGAUACCCUCACCAAACUUUGUGCAUGUCAAUGAAAACGCCAUAAGCGCCGCCGCGGUGGAGGGGUUUGAGGUGUUUCCGGAGGAGCUGCGCGGGGGGAAGAACGGCAACCGGUAUCCAACAAUGCCGCAUGGUACCGUUUUUCAGGUUUACCCGCCAAAUCAGGGGAAAAAUGUGCCGCAGUUUAUACCAUCAGAGAUGAUCCUUCGCACCGUGGGUGCGUCGAAUGUCUAUAGCGUGCUGCUUCACUCUGGGGCCAACAAGGCAAAGGAUGCGGCCGCCGCGGACACCGCUGGUUGUGAGAAUGUAGGCGUUAACGUCAAGGCACGCCACUGUGCUCAUUUUCAGUUUAAUAAAAUGUGUAAUUUGGGGGAAGCGUGCAAUUUUAUUCAUUCACUGGUGCCCUACUUGCAACGGUUAUCUGUGUCGCCGCAAAGCCAGUCCUAUACUCCGAUGAUGGCGCCACCACGGUCCUUUGUUGUGCCCUCCGCUGCCAUGACACCUUUUACUCCCUUUCCCAAUGGAACUAGUAGCGGUGGGAUCACGCCGCCAUACCCAAUGGAGUUUAUGCAGCACCCGGUGCUGCAUCUACCACAGCUGGCGCCACAGCAACUACGACAACCGCAGCAGCACGUCAUGCCCUCAGCACCCAUCUCACAGCUUAUACCCCCGCCGGGGGUGGCAGAACAUAUCAUGUACCAACGUAACAUUUCAAUGAUGCCGUUGCAGACGUACGUCCCGUCUCCAGUUACAUCUGCGUGGGAUGGUGAACUUCGCUAUGCCGCAAAUUACCCCUAA
This is a messenger RNA of Trypanosoma rangeli, 2718 nucleotides long. RefSeq lists its product as uncharacterized. NCBI's taxonomy places the organism in Eukaryota, Euglenozoa, Kinetoplastea, Trypanosomatida, Trypanosomatidae. Bases 1 to 2718 code for a protein of 905 amino acids. The transcript has a single exon. Gene Ontology annotation, molecular function: metal ion binding. The record is from RefSeq and is a predicted model, not a curated record.